This is a messenger RNA of Puntigrus tetrazona (Sumatra barb), 1226 nucleotides long. RefSeq lists its product as uncharacterized. The coding region runs from base 172 to 1086 and encodes 304 amino acids. The record is from RefSeq and is a predicted model, not a curated record. The transcript is spliced from 3 exons. Gene Ontology annotation, molecular function: protein binding. NCBI's taxonomy places the organism in Eukaryota, Metazoa, Chordata, Actinopteri, Cypriniformes, Cyprinidae.
UUGAGCCUUGAAAACAACCGUGCAUGAUCUACCAAAACAACAGGCUGGGUUUAUCCUGCAUCCACCAUGGAAUGACAUGGCCUUGGCUGAGAUUGUGAGUCAGGAUUUUUUUUAAAAAGACAGUCUAAAUGCAGCAUUUUAACUGCAUUCAUAUUGCAGCUGAAAGGGCAUAUGAAACCUUUAAGUCGUACAAGUACUAGAGUAUUCUACCUAAAUGGUAACAUGGCUAAUCUAUGGCAGGUUAUAGUCAUGACAUUAAUGUACCUUUGCACAUGGCUGAAAAGAAGUUUAAACUGGAUUCAGUUCAGAGAGGCAGUUUCUGACACUGUCCAAGAGGAGUCUGAUAACCUACAGUCAGAAGUCUGGAGAACAAAUCAAGAGUACAGGACCUAUCAACAACAGAGCAAUGGACCAAUGGUAAUGGUGCAAACCAGCACGCAUACUUUCCAAGUGGAUCUGGAGAAACUUGCAGACUGCAGCGAGUAUUUCAAGGCUCUUUCCCACUCCUGCAUGAGAGAGACAUCUGAACAGCUGGUGCACCUUGAACAUGUUCCCUCUCCAGUCUUCCACAACCUUCUACAAUUCUGCUUCCUACAGCGGUUCUGUGUUCCUGAAGACUUGUUUGUGGAGCACCUACAGCUGGCUGAGGAACUCUGCAGUGAGGAGCUCCAACAGACUGUGCUAACCUACCUGAGCAAGUACCUACUGGAAUAUCCACACCUGAGCAAGGGCUUGGAUCCGCACCUUAAAGCAGAGAUUCUCAGAUUAAGGUCAAAGGGAACUCUACACUUAUGCUGCUUGAGGAAGGAGAACUUAACCUCAAGGAAUGAUCCGGAAACAGAUGUUGCUAGAAAGCUCUUCAGGCUAGAGGAAGAUGGAGAUUAUGUUAAAUGGAGUUCUCUGACAGAUCUUCCUUUUUAUGCAGAUAAGUGGUGCUUCACCACAGCGGUUCUCUAUAAUUACCUCUAUCUCAUAGGGGGCUAUAGACACCGUGUAAAGAAGGGUUAUGAGUUCAAGAUGGCUUCCUUCCGCUACAACCCUUUUACCAAUCAAUGGGUAUCAACAGCUCCUCUGAUUAAGGUAUGAACAUUAGAAUAAAAGUUAAUAUCCUUGCCAAUGAUAGUAAAUAUACUCAUUUACUCUUAAGGGUUCAACCUGGUCAUUAUCUGGUUCAAGAUGGUUUAAAUAGAUGACCAGCUGAAUUACAAGAAGGUGGGCAUCUAACU